CGCCGGUGAACAGUUACCAUAGCGUUUCUGAGACCUGCUGAGUGAGUUGAUUUAACUUCUCGUUGCUCGUCCUUCACUAAACAAGGGCAUGAAACAUUUCUCCUGAAUUCAGACAGUUUUAAAAAAAAGAAAAAAACAUCUCUAGCUGAUGCUGUGUGAUAUCACACUAUUUGACAGUAAGCCAUUUAUGUGACGCACCUGCAGUGCCGAAAAAACACUAAUGGAUAUUAUGCGGUGGAAAUCUCCGUUUGGGUUUGGAAAGAAAUGACUGUUUAUUGUGGCUUUCGCGUGAAAGAGAUGAACUGCUUCGGUCGCAGGUUUAGACGCACAGUUCCCACUCGUGGCAGCAGCAAAAGUGAGCUGGUCCCCUUCAGGACCCCAAGGAUCAACGGAUGGUCGUGGCCCCCUCAGCCCCUUCAAGUGGUCGGGUGGGUGGUGUACAUCUACCUCACCGUAGUCUCCUUUGGGAUCUUCAUCCCCCUCCUGCCUCGGCCAUGGAAUGCCAUGAGCUAUGCUAUUUCUGGCUCAUUGUUUUUGCUACACUUUUUCACUAACAUUGCUACUGUGACUAUAGAUCCAGCAGAUCUGACCGUUCGGGCCAAAAAGAACUAUUCCUCUCCUCUGCCUCUUUUUGACAAGGCAAAACAAGCACAUGUCAUCCAGGACCUUCACUGUUACCUCUGUGAUGUCAAUGUUGGCCCCAAAGUGAAACAUUGUGGAAUUUGCAACAAAUGUGUGGAAGGCUUUGAUCAUCAUUGCAAAUGGUUGAACACUUGCGUGGGUCAGAGGAACUACUGGUUCUUCUUUGUGGCGCUAAUUUCAGCCAUCCUAGCAGUCUUCAUACUCACUGUUGUCAUCUUGUUCAUAUUUGUUCAACAUUACCUGGAUCCGCACAUUUUACGGACUCAUCCACAGUUUGGGACAAUGCUGGGGAAUACAACGUGGCUGGUGUUCCUGCCAUUAGCUCCUGUAAAGACGAGUUCAGCUGGUCUCCUUACAUUAGCCUUCGUAACGGUUCUGCUCUGCGUCGUCUGCAUGUUGCUGUUCUGUCACUUGCUGGGAUUUCACCUUUACCUGUUUUACAAAGGAAUAAGCACAUAUGAUCACGUAAAGAACAAGCGAGAGAAACAAGACAGAAGACAAAAGACUGAAUCUAAAAGUGCAAGCGCCUGCUCUUUGAAAUCUUAUACAUGCUCACAAGAGAACCGAGACGCAUCAAAUAAUUGUGAGGAAACAUUUUCACAGAGUCCAGGAUUUGCCAACACAAAUCAACUUUCCUGCAGGCUGUCAGACUCUAUAUGUAUAGAGCUGGAAAACUUUAAGAAGUCUGCAGAAAAAGAGAAUAGUUUCAAUUAUGGGACAGAAAAUCCAACACAGAAUGAAACAAGGUCGAUGUCAAUGAGCGUCAUCAUGAGUCCGAAGCCUGACAGACAUGAGGAAGAUCAGGGAACCAGUGAAAAGUUAACUCCUGAGGCACAGGACCCUCUGGGCUGCUCAGUUAUGGCUCAGGAUCCUACAUCUCAGUGACCGUCUGAAAAGAGAUGGGAGCUGAUGCCAUCAGGAACAAGUUGCUGCUUGGGUCAGAAUUAUUGGUACAUUAACACUGUAACCCUAAAUUGAUAGUUAUUUUAAGAAAUAAUUGAAACAUGUUUGAUUUAGUGUAAUCACGGUAGACAAGUAGAUUAUAGAGGCAGACUUUGUUAGACUUUGCACACAUCACAAUGAUUUGAUAUUAGAACUUCUCAUAUUUUGUAUCAAUUUUCUUAUGUCGUUUCGGUCUAAGGCAGUUUUGGGAGAUAUUUAUGUUGGUAUUAAGGACUGGAAUAUUUUGUCCUUUUUAUUUUUUAUUUUUUUAUCAGUUUAAGUUCCUCACUUCAGAUUCAGUCACUUGAUGAUCAAUUAUUUAAUAACUUCUUUAGCUGAAACCCAAAACCACUCAGUUCUUAAGAAGUUCUAAGUCUUCAAAUGCUAUCUUUUCAAAAGAACAGUUAAUUAUUGGUUAAAGUUUUUGGAAGCAGCAGUCUUCAAUCCAAAUUUCUCCAGCAGUUUUUUUCUUCCACUGUAAACACUAAACCCACCUGAACAAUAAAAUUGAAAUCUAAAUGUUUUUCUGGUAAUCUCUUAGCCCGCUGUUAGUUUGAGGAACAGCGAAAUAAGAUAUCUUCUGCUUGUUUUGUGUCAUUUUUUUUUAAUGACAGUUAUAUUUUGCACAAAGUUGGGUGAAUUGUUCCUUUUCUGAGUGUUUUCAAACACACAGGGUUACAUUUUAGGGAUGCCAAUAAUUCUUCCCUACUUUGAAAAUAUGCUUCAUGAAACUGAAGCACCACAUUUUUUUUUCCGUAUGUCGAUGAAGAGUGUUUUGGAGCUGAAACCACAGUUGCUAAACAGAUUGGAUGUGGGGUAGAGGGGUUGUUUUGUUUUGUUGUUUAACUUUUCAAAGAAUAUUUUGUAUGAUUUAAUGUGCAUCUAUUUUUAUUUUUUGCAAUGUGAUUUUUUUUUUUCCUUCAAACUUUUCUUAAAAUAUUUAAAGCUUUGUUUGUACAGAGAUUAAAAGAACAUCUUCUUA
This is a messenger RNA of Poecilia reticulata (guppy), 2566 nucleotides long. It is a transcript of the gene zdhhc11, whose product is annotated as zDHHC palmitoyltransferase 11. Gene Ontology annotation, biological process: peptidyl-L-cysteine S-palmitoylation; protein targeting to membrane. The record is from RefSeq and is a predicted model, not a curated record. Lineage: Eukaryota; Metazoa; Chordata; Actinopteri; Cyprinodontiformes; Poeciliidae. Gene Ontology annotation, molecular function: protein-cysteine S-palmitoyltransferase activity. Gene Ontology annotation, cellular component: endoplasmic reticulum; Golgi apparatus.